AAAAUCACUGUAUAUACUCUAUGUAUACUCUAUAUUCUACAUACGUAUAUGUAUAAUGGAAUAAUUUUGUUGUGAUUGCACUGUGAUUUCAGUACUCUGGGGAUUGCUUGUACGUGCUAGAAGAACACGAAAGUCUUGUAACCUCUUGCGCAUUUUCCGAAAACAUGUCGCUUUUUAUUACAGGUGCAUUGGAUAAAACUAUCCUAAUCUGGAAAAUGCCUCAACAACUAAUUUCGCAGAAUAUCUUGAUCGAUAAUUUCAAGAGGAACAAGAAACAGGUCGCAGACUGGAGGGUCGACGACACUUUGAGAUGGCUGCACGAAAUAGGACUGUCAGCAUUGACGAAGAGAGCAAAUCUAUCGUCUCUGACUGGUCGCCGAUUGCUUACCGUCUCGGACGACCAAUUAAUACAAAUCCUACAAAUUGAACAGGACGAACAAUUGGCCGACGUAUUUAAAACUCAGUUGUAUUGGUUGAAACGCGAGGACAGCAACGUCGUAGAAGCCUCCAUAGACGAUGCUGAAAUACCUCAUGAAUUUCUAUGCCCCAUCACGCAUGAGAUAAUGAAGGAACCUGUUCGAUGCUCCGAUGGAUUCACGUAUGAGAGAGCAGCGAUAAACGAAUGGUUUCUAUGCGGAAAAUAUACAAGUCCUAUGACUAAUAAAUCUCUUCAAGACACCUCGUUUGUAUUGAACAUUGAACUUAGAAAUAUGAUAUAUACUUUUCUUCACGGUAAACGACCAGAGACUUAAGCAAGCAACAAAGCCGUGUUGGUAGUUUACAGGUUUCGUAUUAGUGCACUCAAAUUUCUACGAAUCUUACAAGAUUGCAAUGAUUUCGAUGAUAAUCAUCUUUUUUUUUUUUAUUGCCAUUUUUGAUAUGCGCGCGUAUACGCAUUCUUUCGAUAUCUUCUUGGCACAUCAAGGUUUGCAACUUGAAUUCGUUAUCGAGUGUACAGGAGAAUAUUUGAUUGAGACACAACACGACUAGAUAUUAACGUAUGGCACCAUGCACACAUGAUUCAAUGAAAAAGGACCAACAACGUUACCCAAAUGUACGCACAAAGAUUGCUUAACGAACACAAUGAUUAAACUGUUAGCAUUUCUAUUUGAACAUUUUUAUCGAAAUUCUUUCAGUGGAUAAAUUGUAUGCACUUUUGUUCCAUAAACGUAUUAAACAUACAUAUGUUUCAUAAACGAUAACUUGAUAACUACGUACGAUAUACGUACAUACAUACAUUCAUAAAUACAUACAUACAUGUACUGGAUAUAUUUACGAUAGAAAAAUGAUGGCACCAUUUCGAAUAAUAGAACGUCUUAUGAAAUCGUAAAACGAAGUUGAUUACCUGUACAAGUACAAGUAAGUACUAUGCGGAUAUUUCACUCUAUAUUUUCACUUUGCAUUUUCACUCUGUAUUUUCAAAUUGAUACGAUACAUCGUUAUAUUUACGGUAAACAAUAUUGUAAAAGUUCCAAUAUUAUACAAUACUUAAUUUAUACAGUAUAAUAUACAGUAUGAAAUUGUAAAACAAAAAUUUACA
Molecule: messenger RNA, 1540 nt
Organism: Megalopta genalis
Lineage: Eukaryota; Metazoa; Arthropoda; Insecta; Hymenoptera; Halictidae
Source: RefSeq, a predicted model, not a curated record